Molecule: messenger RNA, 122 nt
Organism: Racocetra fulgida
Lineage: Eukaryota; Fungi; Glomeromycota; Glomeromycetes; Diversisporales; Gigasporaceae
Source: the annotation of a GenBank genome assembly
CUCUGAGAAAGGAGUACCUCCUCUGCAACCAAUGCGCAUUGACUCACAAACAUCAGUGUAUCGAUCAAGGGAUAAAGAAAUCUUGGAAACUUUAAUGGCACUCAUUGGAGUUUUUGUUGCUG